Messenger RNA from Penicillium nucicola, 2256 nucleotides. Its product is annotated as putative actin binding protein. The transcript has 5 exons. Gene Ontology annotation, molecular function: actin filament binding. Bases 1 to 2256 code for a protein of 751 amino acids. Gene Ontology annotation, cellular component: plasma membrane; cortical actin cytoskeleton; actin filament. The record is from RefSeq and is a predicted model, not a curated record. NCBI's taxonomy places the organism in Eukaryota, Fungi, Ascomycota, Eurotiomycetes, Eurotiales, Aspergillaceae. Gene Ontology annotation, biological process: regulation of actin filament polymerization.
AUGGCUUCUCUCAAUCUCUCAUCCAAUGGUCCCUCGAUAUCCAAGAGCUAUCAGACCGUGGUGAAUGCACCUCCCCCAUCUACAGCGGGUUCGCCAACCUACGGUCAAUGGGCUCUCUUUUCGGUUUCCACUCCCCUGGUCAGUGCUUUCCAGCAGGAUGCAGGCAAGGAGAGUGUACUCAAGGUUCAGACCUCUGGAGAGGGGGAAUUGAUCGAUCUCAUCGAAGAAUUCUCCGAAGGAAGGGUACAGUUCGCCUAUGUCAAGGUGACAGACCCCAAUACAGGUCUCCCCAAGAAUGUGUUGAUUGCGUGGUGCGGAGAAGGUGUGCCUGAGCGGACCAAGGGCUAUUUCACGAGUCACCUGGCUGCGGUCUCGAAGUUCCUUCAUGGAUAUCAUGUUCAGGUGACUGCCCGAGCAGAUGGGGAUCUAACCCCCGAGGGAAUUGUCCAACGAGUGGCAGACUCCUCCGGCUCCAAGUAUUCCGCUGGAGAGACUUCAAUCCCCACCCCCGCCUCCCGUCCUCCCGUGGCCAACAAGCCUGCUUUCACACCGACAAGAUCUGGAGGAAUCGCUCCCAACCCCGCCCGACCACCACCCGCAUCAUCCAGAGCCCCCCUGGAAAAGGUCCAAUCUGCCUACCAACCCACCAGAGUGAACUUGCAAGAGCUCAAGGCAAACCCAACAGCGACUCGCCAAGCCCCCGCCUCGACCUCAGACGACGCUGGCGUUGUCAAGGGUGGAUACCAGCCAAUUGGAAAAGUCGAUAUUGCUGCCAUUCGGAGACAGGCCGCCGAAUCUGGCCAGCUCAAAGAUGAACGCCCGGCACCCGUUAAGGGGUCCUAUGAGCCGAUUGGUAAAGUUGAUAUUGCUGCUCUCAGAUCCAAGGCACAGAAGCCAACUGGCGACAGUGUCUCAUCGAGCCCUGCUGCCAAUGAGACCCCUACAACGCUUCCUGAGCGUCCUGCUCCAUCCAAUGACUCGGAGCGGUUGACAAACCUGCCCAAGCCCAAGGUUGCCAAUAAGUUUGGGGGCGGUCCUUCUUUCCCUGGUACUAAGCCGCCGCUCCCGACUGGCCUUGAGCCUAAGCCGAGCACGAGCGCCCCAAUUGGUGUUGCAAGCCGAACAUUCGCAGACGAAGGAGGAAAAACGCCUGCUCAGAUCUGGGCCGAACGCAAGGCCAGGGAGCGUGGUGAGACGCCACCAGCUCAAAGCGCUGAGCCCACUCCGAUUCAGAGCCAGGCCAGUGGUCAAAAUGAGUGGAAGAGCUCCUACGCUGGCAAAUCAUGGGCCACAGUCCAAACCACCAGGGAGAAAUCCCAACUUCCCGAGCCACCCGUUGACGCCAGGGCCAUCGAUCAAACAGAAGAAUCCAAUGCUAGUGUCAGUGACAUCCGCGGUCAGUUUGCCAACGAUACACCUGCACCACCCGCUCCUCCAGUCCCACAGGCCAGCCGCCCCGUUCCUGUGCCUGGAUUAUCCUCUGAACCCGAGGCUGAGCCCGAGCAUGACGCUCAGCAAGUUCUCCCGACGCCCCCGCAACAGCCUCGCUCCCCAACCCCUCCAACUCCUCCUCCAGUACGUGAGAGCUCCCCCAUCCGGAUUGCUAUGCCGGUGGGACAAAGUGUUACCGAUGCCCACGAGGAGCAGCACUCCCCACCACCAGUCAUUCCCGUUCAGAGUCUUCAAGAGGCUGUGCCAGAUGAACGGGACCUUGAAGAAGAUUCGCACGAUCUUGGCCGUGCUGCGGCCGAAGCUACCGUAUCAGACCAACCUCAGAGUAAUCUGCGCGCUCAGGUCCAAUUUGAUUAUGAAAAGGCCGAAGACAAUGAAAUUGAGUUGCGUGAGGGCGAGUUUGUGACCGACAUUGAAAUGGUGGAUGAAGACUGGUGGGUGGGUGUCAAUGCUCAGGGCGAGCGUGGUCUCUUCCCGGGCAAUUAUGUGGAGAUUGUGGAGGACGACAAGCAUGAUACUUCUGCGACGCCUGCGAACCAGUACGAACCAGAGCCAGAGCCUGCUGCCGCCGUCCCUGCUCCUCCCACACCCGCCGCUGCCCCAGCACCUGCGGCUGCUGCAAGCUCCAAGGGACCUACUGCUACGGCUCUCUUUGACUACGAAGCUGCCGAGGACAACGAGAUUGGCUUCCCCGAAGGCGCCAAAAUCAUCAAUGUGGAGUUCCCCGAUGAUGAUUGGUGGCUCGGUGAACACAAUGGCGUACGAGGACUCUUCCCCGCGAACUAUGUUGAAUUGGACCAGUGA